Meloidogyne enterolobii is the source of this 466-nucleotide messenger RNA. Lineage: Eukaryota; Metazoa; Nematoda; Chromadorea; Rhabditida; Meloidogynidae. The record is from the annotation of a GenBank genome assembly.
CCAAAAAAUUUUUCAACAAAAAAUGCCUCCUGUGAAGAAGAUUUCCGUCAAUAAGAUCAAAAAGGAUUCGAAUUCUCCCAAAAAGUUGAAUGUCACAGAGAAGUCUGGCCUUGUAUUUCCUCCUCUGCGUAUUCGUCGAAAGCUUAAGACUGGUCGUUAUGCCACUCGUGUAACCAAACCAACUUCGGUUUAUAUGGCUGCUGUGCUCGAGUACUUGACUGCGGAGGUGAUUGAACUUGCUGGGAAUGCUGCGCGUGAUCUCAAAGUGAAGCGUAUUACUCCGCGUCAUUUGCAUUUGGCUAUUCGGGGAGAUGAAGAGUUGGAUUUGUUGGUGACUAGAGGAGCGACUGUAGCUGGAGGCGGUGUCAUUCCACAUAUUCAUCGUGCACUUCUCAACAAGGAUCAGGCUAUGCAUGCUGCAAAUAAGGCGAAAUAAGAGGUUUUGAAUUAAAUAAAGAAAUGGAAA